AUGCUCGUGUUUAUGGACAGCUUAACCCAAGCCAAGGACGAAGGACUCAUGUCGGAUGCCAUAUUUUUCGACUUCUCAAAAGCAUUUGAUAAGGUCCCACACGUCCCGCUGCUCCACAAACUCGAGUCUCACGGGAUUCAAGGGAAAAUCCGCUGGAUCAAAGUGUUCCUAUCAGGCAGAUCAUUCCGAGUGAGAAUAGGCUCGACCUACUCCUCUCCAGCACCGGUCUCCAUUGGAGUUCGUCAAGGCUCCGUCUUGGGACCACUCCUGUUUCUGAUCUACGUCAACGACCUCCCAGACGUUGUUGCGAGUCCAUGUCUACUUUUUGCGGACGACUUGAAAUCCUGGAGUUCCAAUGCCAGUGCCCCCCAAAUGGAUGUAGACGCUGCCAAGCAGUGGUCGUUGGACUGGCACCUUCCUCUGAAUGAUGAAAAACCGCUCCUGGAGUACGCCAACAAAGUUGUCUACUCAGGACGUACGAAAGACGUUACCCUCAUUGAGCGUGUCCAGCGGGCCGCCACGAGAAUAGUUGCCGGCCUCAAGUCCGUGGACUACGAAACGCGUCUCGCGACGCUUGAUCUAUUUCCCCUGGAGUACCGUCGCCUCCAAGGGGACCUAAUUCUUACCUACGCCCUGUUUGAACAAAGCUUGACAAACAGGUUUUUUACCGUUGACCCAGCAAACACCCGGCGGGGACAUAUGCUCACCAACCGACUAUCUGUGAUUGCGUACAUCGCGCUACAUUUCCUGUGCCUGCAACCACCUGUGAAUGGCGACCACUACUCCACAUUGGGACUUCCUCGGUCGGCCUCUCAGGCUGACAUUAAAAAUGCCUAUCGCAGACUGGCACAGAAAUACCAUCCGGAUAAAAAUUCUGACGCGGAUGCGGCCCAGAAGUUCAUGGAAGUCAAUGAAGCCUAUGGGGUACUCUCCAAACCAGAAAGACGAGCAGAAUACGAUGCUUUUGGAACGGUACAUGAAGAAAGCGGUGGUCAUUCCCAUGGCUUCCAUCCCAGAUUCCAUAGCCAGUUUAUGCAUGCUCCGUUCGAGGAAAUCUUCGAAUUUUUCCCUGGCUUUUCCAAACAACCGGCGUUUUCUUCCAACGUGAUGGAUAUUGAUUUCCGAAGCUACCGCCUCACCCACCUUCCGAGAACCCGUUCAGUUCCACUUCUCAUUCUUGGCUAUUCAGACUUUUGUAUUCCUUGUCAGCGACUACGACCGUUGUGGUCCCAACUGGCUGACGAACUCACUCCCCUCGGGGCCGCCGUGGCAGCGGUCAAUUUGGAACGAGAUGGGGCGUUGCGAGAUGAGUUACGCGUACUGCAUGUGCCGAGUAUCACCAUAGUGGUUGACGGUCAAAUCAACUACUACUCACAAAGUGGAUUUGCUCAUGGCCAGAUAAUCGAUACCCUACGGCAGAUCUUACUACGCUCUAACCCUUCGAGGUCCAAGGCUAUACCUUCUUUCAUGAGUACGACUCUGGAUACGCCAUUGAUAUACCACAUCCAGACCAACUCCACUUUCUUUGAGGACUUUCAUCCUGGCUGGCGUCGGGACAGUCGCCCCCGAAUGGUGCUUUUCAAACCGUUGGCUGUACCGUCUUUGCGCUACCUUUUGGCAGCUUUCCGCGCUGCGGAUCACGUUGCCGCAGGAUUUGUCAACACUGAAUCCAGCCAGGCCCGUGAAUUCGUGCGUCACUUUGAUGUACCUGUGAACGAGGAGAGCCUAUUGAUCUUUCAUGAGGACCCCGAUGUACCGGUUUAUAGAGCUUCCGAUGCCCGUCUCUCGCCAACCGACCUGGAUGAGCCAAUUAUGGCCUACAGUCAAAUGACCGUCCCUCGGAUCUUCAGUACCGCCCGCCUUUUAGAUCUGUGUCCCACGGACGGUGCGGAGCCUAGAAGCCAGUUUGCUUCAGCAUCUGAAUUGCGGACGGGUAAACUGAAAGCGAAUGGUGGUCAUCGAACACACCGGCACUUUUGCCUCGUCCUGCUGCUCCAUUCGAAAUUGGCCAAUUUAGAGGCGAAACCGGUCGGACAUGCAGACCAUUGGCUGUCCGCAUUACGCUCCUUGGAACCGUUUGUGCGCGAACAGAUUCAACGCAUUCGUAGCCCGCACCAUGUUCUCCAGGUUAAACUCGUCCAUGUAUACAUGGAUCGUCAGGCUACAUGGCUUCGACGACUGUCGUAUAGUGCAAACGGCUUCCCAGUCGAUCUCACUUCUCCCGGACUGAAGUUGUAUAUCCCUCCCUGUUCCUUUACUCACCACUAUCCAGAUAACAUUGGUCGCCUCGUACUUCUAUGGCGGAUUAGUCCCACUCAUACCGCAGUCUCUAUGCUACCCGUAAACUCGGAGGCUCACCCUUCCAACUUGUUGCCUCUUUCCGCUAAUCCGAUUCCUGUCGACUGGUCUCCUGCCGUUGCUGCCUCACGAAUACGUACGGCACUGCUGCUUGAUCUGGUUGCCCUGUUGAACCCAGUGGUCGAAAAACGGACGGCGGAUUUUCUUCGCAACCCCAUUCCCCAGAACUGGCAUCUGACAUCGGACUAUGUAAUCGAAGAACAUGUAGUUGACGAGUUAGCGGCACCUCUAUGGCUUCGACUACGUCGCCGACUGUGGCAAUGGAGUGGGGAUGCGGCCGCUUGGUUCCUCGAUCAGCCACUUUCGUUUGUCUUCUCCACGACUGCAAUCAUUUUGGGCCUGCUGCUGUUCAGCCUGACGCGUCUGGUCAUGCAGGCAACGGAGGCCGAACGUCCAAUUCGCCGACCGAAGGUAUCCAAACCGGACGAGGAACCGCGUCCCUCUGAGCAGCCACGGACUCACUCAGCUACCGCACCGCCGAACGGCGUAUCGUCCAGUUCGUUCAGAAAAAUCACACCCGCACCCGUGGUAGCCCUAAAUCCGCUAACAUACGACAGUCUGGUGCUGGAUGCGGUCAGUGGUCAUCAACUGUUAGUUAUUUGUUUGCGUGGAGAUGGUGGUGCCCAAGAUCGCCGACUGUGCGCCAAUUUUGCUUCAAAGACGGCCCAUGUGAUUUCUCCUCGUGUUCGAUGUGCCCAACUUUCUUUGGAACGUUACGCUGGCUGGUAUGCCAAUCUUCUAAGGGUUGCGCGCUCUGGAAUGGCCGUACGUGUGUCACGUGACUCUGACAGUCCCUCCGUCGCCGACCCAGGCACGGUGUUCAUUAACCCAGCCAACUGCGUAGGUACUGUGCUUGCUCUCAACGGUGCAAGGCGGUACUUCAGCAUCUACCACCCAUUGAUGCCUGGUGCAGAGUCCAGUUCGACUGUGUCCGACUCCGAAUCCUCAGUGUACUCGGACACAGAGGCGAAUAUAGGUUCAGUUACUGAUCGACCGCAAAGACGUCUCCCGACCGUUCGAAAGCGCCGAAUCUUUGGACAUAUCUUUGGGAUGGAGUCGGACGAGGAUGAAGACGAACGUCAGUUGCAGUCAUCUUCGCGCAGUCGACCGCCACCACCUGUGUUGCUUGAGAGUGAAUUAUUAGAUGGACUUCCGAACUGGCUCGAUCGUUUGUUCGAAGGCUCUCUACCUCGUUAUCAACUCAUCGAGUGGCCUUCAACUCUUCGCGGAAAUGAAUUGGACGAGUCAGACUGAUCUGCCUGACAAACGUCCCGCCGUUUCUCUCAAUUCUAAUAUCUGCUGUGGCGAUUCCCCUUUGUUCCUGUUCUUUCCUUUUGUUACGGAUUUUAGUUGAUUAUUGCUUUGCAUUUCAAACCAUUCUGGGUAGUGUAUGCGGUCCAGCACAGAGAAAUCCAUAUUAAAUUGAUGGUAUUUUGAGACCAAAUAUACAUGUUGUACAUCGUACUCCGCUCCGUAAUCUGUUCAGUUACUUCUUGGUCAUUUGAUAAAAAUUAAAGAG
Molecule: messenger RNA, 3877 nt
Organism: Opisthorchis viverrini
Lineage: Eukaryota; Metazoa; Platyhelminthes; Trematoda; Opisthorchiida; Opisthorchiidae
Exons: 13
Coding region: 1-3612 (1203 amino acids)
Source: RefSeq, a predicted model, not a curated record